Molecule: messenger RNA, 2738 nt
Organism: Anoplopoma fimbria (sablefish)
Lineage: Eukaryota; Metazoa; Chordata; Actinopteri; Perciformes; Anoplopomatidae
Product: sodium-driven chloride bicarbonate exchanger-like
Exons: 20
Coding region: 3-2738 (911 amino acids)
Biological process (GO): regulation of intracellular pH; transmembrane transport; bicarbonate transport
Cellular component (GO): basolateral plasma membrane; plasma membrane
Molecular function (GO): sodium:bicarbonate symporter activity; monoatomic anion transmembrane transporter activity; solute:inorganic anion antiporter activity
Source: RefSeq, a predicted model, not a curated record
ACAUGGUUCUGGACCAGCACGAGUUGUCGGGCCCUGUAGGUCAGGAUGCCAGGAAGAGGAUCCGCGAGGCCCUGCUCAAACAGCACCACCACCAAAACCACAAGAAACUGGCCAACCGCAUACCUAUCGUACGCUCCUUCGCUGAUAUUGGCAAGAAGCAGUCUGAGCCUCAUUCCAUGGACAAGAAUGGCCAAACGGUCUCACCUCAGUCCCAGCCGGCUAACAAUGAGGGCAAACAGGACGUCAGCCGAGAAAACAGCGCGGUCGACUUCAGCAAGAUUGACCUCCACUUCAUGAAGAAGAUCCCUCCUGGCGCUGAGGCGUCUAACGUCCUGGUAGGGGAGCUGGAAUUCCUAGACCGCCCCGUGGUGGCCUUCGUCCGCCUGUCUCCUGCUGUGCUGCUCAACGGCCUGGCUGAGGUUCCCAUCACCACCAGGUUUCUUUUCAUCCUGCUUGGCCCUCUGGGAAAAGGUCCACAGUAUCAUGAAAUUGGCCGGUCUAUUGCUACCCUGAUGACUGAUGAGAUUUUCCAUGACGUCGCUUACAAGGCCAAAGACAGGAAUGACCUGGUGGCGGGCAUCGAUGAGUUUCUGGACCAGGUGACAGUGUUACCCCCCGGAGAGUGGGACCCCUCCAUCAGAAUAGAGCCUCCCAAAAACGUGCCGUCUCAGGAAAAGCGGAAGAUUCCCCCCGUUCCCAACGGAGUGACAGAUCUCGGAGAGUCAGAGGAACACGGAGGGCACGGCGGCCCUGAGCUGCAGCGCACCGGGAGGUUAUUCGGCGGCUUCUUCAUGGACAUCAAGCGGAAGGCUCCUCACUACAUUUCCGACUUCACAGACGCCAUCAGCUUGCAGUGUCUGGCCUCGUUCCUCUUCCUCUACUGCGCCUGCAUGUCGCCGGUCAUCACCUUCGGAGGACUCCUGGGUGAGGCUACAGAGGGACGUGUGAGUGCUAUUGAGUCCCUGUUUGGGGCUUCCAUGACUGGAAUAGCCUACUCUAUUUUUGCCGGUCAGCCGCUCACCAUCCUGGGCAGCACUGGACCAGUUCUGGUCUUUGAGAAAAUCCUCUUCAAAUUCUGCAAGGAGUAUGGCCUCUCCUACCUCUCCCUGAGGGCCUGUAUCGGCCUGUGGACGGCCUUCUUGUGUCUACUGCUGGUGGCCACGGACGCCAGCUCGCUUGUCUGUUACAUCACACGCUUCACCGAGGAAGCUUUUGCUGCGCUGAUCUGCAUCAUCUUCAUCUAUGAGGCCCUGGAGAAGCUGCUCCACCUGGGGGUGCACUACCCCAUCAAUAAAAACAACAACCUUCAGACACUCACACAGUACUCGUGUGCAUGUGUAGAGCCCAUGAACCCCAGCAAUGAGACCUUGCGAUACUGGGAUGAGAAGAACAUCACGGCCUCCCAGGUCAACUGGACCAUGCUGGAGGUCAAGGAGUGCGAGAUGUUUCACGGAGAGUUCGAAGGCAGCGCCUGCGGCCCCCACGGCCCCUACGUCCCCGACGUCCUCUUCUGGUGCGUGGUGCUCUUCUUCUCCACCGUCUUCAUGUCCGCCUUCCUCAAGGAGUUCAAGACAAGCCGCUACUUCCCCACCAAGGUGCGAGGCAUCAUCAGUGACUUCGCCGUCUUCAUCACCAUCCUAACUAUGGUUCUCGUAGACUACGCCUUGGGGAUCCCUUCACCUAAAUUGCAGGUCCCCAGCAAGUUCAAACCGACCAGGGACGACCGCGGCUGGCUCAUAAACCCCGUGGGGCCCAACCCCUGGUGGACCUGCAUCAUCACCUUCCUCCCUGCUCUGCUCUGCACCAUCCUCAUCUUCAUGGACCAGCAGAUCACGGCCGUCAUUAUCAACAGGAAGGAGCACAAACUAAAGAAAGGCUGCGGCUACCAUCUGGACCUGUUUGUGGUGGGGGUGAUGCUGGGCGUGUGCUCGGUGAUGGGCCUGCCGUGGUUCGUGGCGGCCACGGUGCUCUCCAUCUCCCACGUGAACAGCCUGAAGCUGGAGUCGGAGUGCUCGGCCCCCGGUGAGCAGCCCAAGUUCCUGGGCAUCCGAGAGCAGCGCUUCACAGGCCUCAUGAUCUUCACCCUGAUGGGCUGCUCCGUCUUCAUGACAUCCGUGCUAAAGUUUAUACCCAUGCCGGUGCUGUACGGAGUCUUUCUGUACAUGGGGGCUUCCUCACUCAGAGGCAUCCAGUUCUUUGACCGUCUGAGGCUGUACUGCAUGCCGGCCAAACACCAGCCGGACUUCAUCUACCUUCGUCACGUCCCGCUGAGGAAGGUGCACCUCUUCACCAUCAUCCAGCUCAGCUGCUUGAUCCUGCUCUGGGUCAUCAAGACCUCCAAGGCCGCCAUCGUCUUCCCCAUGAUGGUCUUGGCCCUGGUGUUCAUUCGUAAGCUGCUGGACUUCAUCUUCACCAAGAGGGAACUGAGUUGGCUGGACGACCUGAUGCCAGAGUGGAAGAAGAAGAAACUGGAGGAUGCAGAAGAAGAGGAGGAGCACAGUAUUAUUGCAGAGGAGGAAGGCAUUGUACAAGUGCCACUGGAGGGACACUACAAGUGUGACCCAGCCACAGUGAACAUCACUGAUGAGAUGUCAAAGGGAUCUUUCGGAGGUGUGUGGAAGAAUGUCAACCCCGUUGAGACCACGAAGAAGGAACCAAGCGCUAAAAGUUGUGGCGGCGAAAAGCGACACAAGCGGCGGAGGCAUGACAAGAGCUUGGACAGGGAGACAAGUUUGUGA